Messenger RNA from Solea senegalensis (Senegalese sole), 512 nucleotides. RefSeq names its product fer3-like protein (gene ferd3l). The record is from RefSeq and is a predicted model, not a curated record. Bases 1 to 465 code for a protein of 154 amino acids. Gene Ontology annotation, biological process: developmental process; regulation of transcription by RNA polymerase II. NCBI's taxonomy places the organism in Eukaryota, Metazoa, Chordata, Actinopteri, Pleuronectiformes, Soleidae. Gene Ontology annotation, molecular function: RNA polymerase II transcription regulatory region sequence-specific DNA binding; DNA-binding transcription factor activity, RNA polymerase II-specific; protein dimerization activity. The transcript has a single exon.
AUGGAGCUCCAAGGCCGCUUGGUGGACUCCACGUUAAUUCAUUUAGUCAGUGACAUGAACCUGCUCGAGUUUCCACAGAAGUGCACUUUAGGACCGAAACAGCAGGUGAAUGAGGCCCCACCGAGCCCGAACACCCUCACAGCAUCCUGGAGAACGGCCUUGGACAACGAUGCGUGCUCUGCGGACGCGCGCACCGAGCAUCUGGUGGUGGGCGCGCCAAGGUACUACAGCCGCGGAGCCCACGACCACAGCAAGUCCAAACGCAGGAGGAUCAUCACCGUGGUCCAGCGACAGGCGGCCAACGUGCGGGAGAGAAAGCGGAUGUUCAGCCUGAACGAGGCGUUUGACGAACUGAGGACGAAAGUGCCCACGUUUGCGUACGAGAAGAGACUGUCCCGCAUCGAAACUCUGCGCUUGGCCAUCGUCUACAUCUCCUUCAUGAUGGACCUGCUGGAAAACACCUGAGACUGGACAGUAAAGUGUUAGUUUUACUCUAUGGACACUGGACUCGA